Molecule: messenger RNA, 2508 nt
Organism: Lates calcarifer (barramundi perch)
Lineage: Eukaryota; Metazoa; Chordata; Actinopteri; Centropomidae
Gene: homezb
Product: homeobox and leucine zipper encoding b
Exons: 3
Coding region: 583-1836 (417 amino acids)
Biological process (GO): regulation of transcription by RNA polymerase II
Cellular component (GO): nucleus
Molecular function (GO): DNA binding; DNA-binding transcription factor activity, RNA polymerase II-specific
Source: RefSeq, a predicted model, not a curated record
UCAUUAGCUGAAGUUAGACAUGAUUUCAGUGUCUUGUUCAUAGUGGCAUGGAAAGGAUAAAUAAUUACAGAUUAAGAGAUAUUAGUGAGGUUGACUGUGUUAAAACAGCCAGCUAACCUGUCCUGUACAUUGUUAGCUAACAGCGCUAACGCUAUUUAAUCAGCUGUGAUAACGAGUCAUAAAGUUACUGUAUGUUAAGUCACAGCAAGGCCUGACAUAAAGUUGAAGCUUAGCGCCAAUUCAGCUAAAGUUAGCUGGGGCUGUAAGUGAGUUUUCUCUGCUUCCCAACGUCGUUUCGGUCCGAGAGCGCGUGGGGGUGACAGUCGUUUCCCAGGGCCUGCAGCCAUCUUUACUGUUAGCAUUAGAAGACGUUACCACACUUUGUUCUUCAGACGUAUCAGAAAAAUGACAAGAAGGCUAGCUGGUCAUUGUGCUAACUCCAGUUGAAGAUAAGAAGUGAUAGAAAUACAAGCGAAACACUGGCGUCGCUUUCCACCCCCCAGAGUCAACUUCUGGCAGUAAAGGAAUGAAGUUUGAUGCUGAACUUGCAACGUUUCUUCGAGACAGGAGUAAUUACUGCAGAUGACGAAGAUGAGGCAGGUAGCUGAUGGACAGCGCCCUGGGCUCAGACAAAAGACACCUGACGCUUGUGGAGAGACUCCAACAGAAACCAACAUCGCCCCAGUGGCUUUUAACAGGAACCACAACAGUGUCGUGUGUCUCCCCUUGCUCUCUGAGAGUCAGAGGCUUAUAUGGGUGCAGUCAAACCAGAUUGACCUACAGCUGGAUGGUGCAGCAGAGCUGGACAAGGCCUUCGACAGGUUCCCGUACCUGACUCAGAAACAGACGGUUGCUCUGGCGCAGCGCUGCUCUCUUCACCCAGACCAGGUGAAGGUGUGGUUCAUGGUACAGAGGCUCCGCUACGGCAUCAGCUGGGACUAUAAAGACAUCCAAGAGAUUCGGAGGAAGAUCACGUCGAGUCAGGAAAAAGAUCAGGGAGAGGAAGAGCUGCAAAACAGGAUGGGAGAAGAGGUGCAAGAGAAUAGAGGGAAGAAGGAAAAACAGAAGAGAGAGGUAAAAGAAUCUGGUGAGAGGAAGGCUGGAAAGGUCAAAGAGGAACAGAGUGCAAAUGAAGGUAGGAUGAUGGGAGAAAAUGUGAGGGCUAGUGAGCUAUUGGAGAGCAAAAUGAAGCAGCAGCAAGAAGAGAACAAAGAGAAGGACAGAAAAGUAGAAACAGUGGAGGAAGUCAAAAGGAAUACUCGGAAAAAGAGGAAAAAGAUGGCAGUGGCAGACAAGAUGGGAAAGAAGAGGAUGAAGCAAGACCACGAUGGUAUCGUGGAGGGAGAGCGGCAAACAUCCAACCUGUCAGAGACAAAAGUUUCCACCAAAGAGAAAAGGAAGGCGAAAGCAAAGGAGAGGUUAAUGUCUGGCCAAGAGUGGCCUGCUAACAAGAGCUCUCCUCAUGUGAUGGAAACAUGCUCAUUUCCCACUGGGAUCUUCUGCAGCAAGAGGCAGCAUCAGCUGGCGAUGAUGAAGGCGGCUUUCUCCAGCUGCCAGUACCCGACCGCUGACGACUACGACCGCAUGGCGCUGCUGAUCGGCAUCCCUCGCUACAUGCUGGUUCAGUGGUUCGGUGAUAUGCGCUACUACGUCAAGAGAGGACGACCGCGCUGGAUGAAUCAGGUGCAGCACAGCCAGGCGCUGGCCAACAUCAACUACCAGCAAUACCUGAACAAGCUGGCGAAGGCACAGCCGAGAAAGGCAACCUGGAGGAGGAAGUGUAAGAGGAGUGAAAGCACCGGUAAGGAUGAAAGUGUGAAGGUGCCUCUGGAGUAAAGAUAACACCACAACCUCUGCACCUUAUGUCCCACUAAAGGCAAUGAAGAUGAAUCACCACUUGAAAAUUUCUACUAAUUUGUGCGUUACUGGUAAUUUAGGAUCAAGCUGUUUGUCGUGCAUUUGCACCUAAAGACAACUUUUUAUUUUAACUCAGAUGCCAAGUUAGACACCUUCUUGUGAAUUCGUCUGUUCUUUUAUAUGGAGUUUAUUGUUUAUUAGUUGUUGGUGUUGGUUUAAAUGUUUGUUGAAAUACAUGUACAGUGUUUUCAAAAAGGUAUUCAUUUGCAAUCUAGAUUCAGUUUUACAUUGCAGGUGUUUAUUGUCAUUCAAGUAAAGCACUUUUAUUACUUGUUCAAACAUGACUCAUCUCGAGUAGUUACAUCAAAACAUUCAUAAACUACAAAAUGAAUGAUGACUUUUUUUCCUAUAUACAUGAAUAUUUCAUUUUUCAAAGGAAACAAUUUUAGAGUGGUUUAUUAUCAUCAAUAAUCUCUGAGCAGAUAGAAACAGAGGUUCACCUGCCAAACCAUAAUCUACAUUAAAGGAACAAAAAUAUAGUACAAUUCCAGGAUAUUAUGUUGAAUAUAUUGCACAAAUAUAGCUACGAUACCCUCUUCCAGCUACAUUACUUAGCUUCUGUUGUUACUAAAUACAGUUUCUAACACUUAA